GUGAGGGCAUCCUGUCUGUAAAUAAAACAAAUGAAACCAGGACACUGUGCAGUAUUAGAGGUGCAGAAGAGGAGGAGGAAAGACCUCAAGAGAGCAGUGAUAGUAGUGUGAAGUUGGUGCAGGAGGCAGUGGGAGGGACUGCUGGUAUUCUGCAUAGGGUUGAAUAUGGGAAGUAUAUAAUCUGCCUCCUUGACACCAUGGACACGAUACUUAUCAUGGUAAAUGAAAACUCGCCCAGUGAAACUAGUUCUGGCAAAGAAACAGAAGCAACUACACGACAGACUUCCAAAAAAGAGAAGAAAAAAGCCCAAGGAAGAGAACAGAGUACAAGAACUCAUACUGGCAGCAACAUGGAAGCAAACACACAAGUAGAACAAACUGUCAGCAAAAUUACUAACAUAGAGAAAAGAAAAAAGGUUGGUCAAACAGCUAAAAAAACUAACAACAAAGAAAAAGAUAACAAAGCCAUAGAAAAACAGCAGACAGUGGAUAAGAAAGCAAGGAGUAGCACAAGAACUGAAUCCUCACGCCAUCAUAAGGCGAUGCAACAGUCUGAGUCAACUGUUGAACAUCCUACAGUGAAAAAGAGGGGACAGAAUAACAGCCGAAAAAGGGAGCACAUCUCAAACGCAGUCAAGUCACCGAAGAGACAAAGGAAUGAGUCAAGCGUGCCCGCCAAGGCUUCUGUUGCAACACACCUGGCCAUAGAUGCCAUGUUGUCACCUGGGCAGAAUAGCGGCAUUGUUCCCAGCAGUGAAGGCAAUGUUGAUCCAGAUGCAGGAACAGAUAAAGUUACAGGUCAGUUUAUGCAGCAUGAACCUCCGAACACUGGUGAAUCACCAAAUCAGCCAAAAAAAGCAUGUGACCUAGAAGUCUCUGACAGAAGUCUUUCUUCCGAUGGGUCAGAGUCAGAGUCACAGUAUGAAGAUGGAUCGCCUACUGAUAGUGAUGAAGAUGACAUGAUUUCAGAAUUUAGUGCAACCCAGAAAAAGAAGAGCUCCCUCCAUCAGACACGAGAAAGGCUGAAAAGAAGGAAUUACAGACCAGAGCACAGAGAGUCAGUGAGCAAAAUUAUAUUUGAUCGUGACGAUGACAUCCUUAUUAUGGAACCGCCCAAGCCUGUGCCCAUGUCAGAAAACAAGAAAGACAACACAAAUUCUGAAAACAGCCAGAUCACAAAGGGGGUGCAGGGCAGACCCUUCAUGGUAUCACCAUAUGUUUCCCUGAAGACCCAAAGAGCCAAUAGGAGAGCUGCAGGUGGACACCAGCAAAGCCUGACCACUAGCAGUUCCUUCAUCCAAGGCCUCAUCAAGAACUCCAUCAUGAAGAAUGUUCCAGAGAUGAUGACUUCGGCCUCAACCAGGGUACCAGUGGACGGUCAAACGGAGGAGGAACCUGACCCUGAGGACAUGUGGGGUCUCCUGCCAGCCCUCCCCCAGCAGUCCUCCAGCUCCCUUGCCGCAAGGGCUGCCAAGACCAGCCUGCAAGAAUCUGGCAUAACGGAGACUGCAGCCACGGCUCCAGAGAGGCCAACAACUGUCACCAGCACCAACAUUAGUGGUGCAGUCAUCACAUCAAAGGCCUCCAAGGUAAUGAGUUUUUGGAUAGAAAGUGAAGAAGAGGAAGAGGAUGAAGACACAGAAGACACAGAGUCACUCUUCAUGCCCACACUCCCCGUGGCCUCACAGCUGAUCCAAGAGAGCACCGUGCUUCCCAGCUACAGCUCCCUUGGCCCCGAGCACUGGAUGUCAGUAGCUAGAGCUAUGCAGAAGCGAAAAAAGAACUCGUUCCUGAGACUUACAUAUCGUAAAAAUGCUGCAUAAGUCUUACGGUAAUCUAAUAUUUAAUAUUAUGUUGUGUGUAGAUUAAUAUUGAUCAGAGGAUUUAAUUUUAAUAAUGUCUAUUUUUUUCACAUUUAGUAUGUAUCGCCUGCCUCCAAGGAGGGCGAUGUUAUUGAUUGUGUGAAU
Molecule: messenger RNA, 1967 nt
Organism: Eriocheir sinensis (Chinese mitten crab)
Lineage: Eukaryota; Metazoa; Arthropoda; Malacostraca; Decapoda; Varunidae
Exons: 4
Coding region: 198-1823 (541 amino acids)
Source: RefSeq, a predicted model, not a curated record